AUGUCAUCCCCCACAAUUUCCGCAGCGACCACCUUCCUCAACACCUUCUUCACAAUCUUCGACACCGGCAACCGCGCCGACCUCAUCCCCUUCUACACCCCCACCGCGCGCCUAACAUACGAAGACGUAACCUACAACAACGCCCCCGACAUCGUAACCUUCCUCGUCGAAGCGCCCAAGAAAAUCCAGCAUAAGCGCGCCAAGACUGUGCUUGAGCAGGUCAAUGAGCGGGGCGAUGUGUUGGUGCUUGUGACGGGGGUGUUGGAGUUUGGGAAGAGAGGCACACGGACGAAUUUUGCUACGACGUUUGUGUUGCAUAGGAGUGAGGGUGUUGAUAUGGUGGGAGAGGGGGAGGGGGAGGAGGAGGGGGAGUUUGUGAUUGGGAGGCAGGUUAGUUCGAUUAGUUUUGAGGGGGAUGAGGAGUUGGAUUUGGCGAUUGAGUGA
Messenger RNA from Fulvia fulva, 444 nucleotides. RefSeq lists its product as uncharacterized. Gene Ontology annotation, biological process: nucleocytoplasmic transport. The transcript has a single exon. The record is from RefSeq and is a predicted model, not a curated record. Bases 1 to 444 code for a protein of 147 amino acids. NCBI's taxonomy places the organism in Eukaryota, Fungi, Ascomycota, Dothideomycetes, Mycosphaerellales, Mycosphaerellaceae. Gene Ontology annotation, cellular component: nuclear pore central transport channel.